Molecule: messenger RNA, 735 nt
Organism: Sorex fumeus (smoky shrew)
Lineage: Eukaryota; Metazoa; Chordata; Mammalia; Eulipotyphla; Soricidae
Gene: LRRC3
Product: leucine rich repeat containing 3
Exons: 1
Coding region: 1-735 (244 amino acids)
Cellular component (GO): plasma membrane
Molecular function (GO): protein binding
Source: RefSeq, a predicted model, not a curated record
AUGCAGAGUCUCCCAGGCCUGCCGGGCCCUUCGGGGGGCUCCUGCCUCCUGCUCCUCUUCUGCCUGAGCCUGGGCACCUGCUGCCCACCGAGCUGCCAGUGUCCUGAGCACGCGGGGGCCGUGGCCGUCCACUGCAGUGCGCGGGGCCUGGAGAGCAUUCCCGGGGACAUCCCCACCGACGCCGUGCUCCUGAAGCUGGAUGCCAACAGGAUCGCCCGUGUCCCCGACGGGGCCUUCCAGCACCUGGACCAGCUGCAGGAGCUGGACCUAUCUCGGAACGCCAUCGAGAGUGUGGCGCCUGCCGCCUUCUCAGGCCUGGCUGGGGGCCUGCGGCUGCUGGACCUCUCGCACAACCGCCUCCGCCGGGUCCCCACAGCCGCGCUGGGCAAGCUCCGCGCCCAGGUGCGCCUGGCACACAACCCCCUGCACUGCGAGUGUGCCCUGCAGGAGGCGCUGUGGGAGCUGCGGCUGGACCCCGGCUCUGCCCACGACAUCGCCUGCCACACAGCGGAACGGGAGGAGUUUGUGGGCAAGCCUCUGGUUCAGGCACUGGACGCGGGCGUCAGCUUCUGUGGUGCCCACCCCAGGACCACCGACGUGGCCAUGCUGCUCACCAUGUUCGGCUGGUUCACCAUGGUGGUCGCCUACGUGGUAUACUACGUGCGCCAGAACCAGGAGGAGGCCAGGAGGCACCUGGAGUACCUGAAGUCGCUGCCCAGCAACCCCGGGCCCUAG